Molecule: messenger RNA, 1473 nt
Organism: Beauveria bassiana ARSEF 2860
Lineage: Eukaryota; Fungi; Ascomycota; Sordariomycetes; Hypocreales; Cordycipitaceae
Product: WD domain-containing protein
Exons: 1
Coding region: 1-1473 (490 amino acids)
Biological process (GO): transcription-coupled nucleotide-excision repair; proteasome-mediated ubiquitin-dependent protein catabolic process; protein polyubiquitination
Cellular component (GO): nucleotide-excision repair complex; Cul4A-RING E3 ubiquitin ligase complex
Molecular function (GO): protein binding
Source: RefSeq, a predicted model, not a curated record
AUGCAGACUCGUCUCUUUGCGCGUGAGACUGGCGAUCUCCUGCCGCAGGAUUUCGCGCGCACGCUUGCCAGCGACCUUGUUCGCACCUUUGCGCCCGCGCCGCAGCACCGCUUCAAUGGCGAAGUGAUAACCUCGCAACGCCCUUCGAGCGGCAGAUCCUCCUCCAUUGUCGAGGAGAGGGCGCACAAUAUCCGUGCUCAUGGUGCCGGUGUCAGUGCCCUUGAUGUCGACAAGUUUGACGGGCGCCUCAUGAUAUCUGGUGGUGCUGACGGCUCCCUCAAGAUAUGGGAUUUGGAAAGCGCGCCAAGUCCUCAUAUGCUACACACUUUCAGGCCGACACUGACAAUAGCACGCUCGACACAAGAUGCGCGCAGCAGCGCAAACAGGGGCCACAGCCAUGGCAUCACUCAUCUUGCAUUCUAUCCCUUCGACUCGGGAGCGUUCCUCUCUAGCUCAUUCGACAAGACGUUGAAGCUGUGGUCAACGCCGCGCGCAGCCUUGUCGGCCGAGUUUCCUCUUAACGCCACGAUAUACUCACACGCAACAAGUCCUGUGGCAGACCAUUUGCUCGUGGCAUGCGCUACGCAGCACUCCAAUGUACGACUGGUCGACCUCAAAUCGGGUGCCGCGGUGCAAGCUCUCGUGGCACAUGGAGGGCCGGUGCUCAGUACAGCUUGGAGUCCGCGACACGAGCAUAUCCUGGCUAGCGGCCAUGCAGAUGGCAAAGUACGUAUUUGGGACAUCCGGCGCGCAGGCGGCGUUGUCGCUCAGCUCGAUCAGGAAGACUCGCUCGGCGUUGUGCAUCGCUUUACUCUUGCAGCUGCGAAUGGUGCCGACUGGAGCCGCCAACCCCAUUUUCGGGCCUCGUCCCAAGCACACGAUGAAGCAGUCAAUGGAAUCAAAUGGACAGAUGAUGGAAGAUACAUUGUCACAGCGGGCCUAGACCGCAAGAUUCGAGUCUGGGAUGCUGAUACUGGUGCAAAUACACUUGCCAGCUUUGGGUCAUUUAUACAAAAUCAGCACCCAAAAACUGCAAACAUGCUCUUGUCGCCAUCAGGACUCUGCAGCACUGAAGAUUUCUUGGUCUGGGCCAAUGAUCAAGAGAUGCUGGUGCUGAAUAUGCGUGACGGUACCGUUAUAACGCGCCUACGUAGCCCCGGUGUGACAAAUCCUGUUGGUCCGCGCAGCGCUGAAAUUGGUCGAAACAGAAUCACGACCAUGGCUUGGAGGGGUGCUGGGGGAAGCGGCUGCCGCGCGCUUGGGCCUGUCAUGGGUGGCGCGCAAUCACUGGGGACGAUUUACAGUGCUCACUUGGAUGGGCAUAUACGUACAUGGAUGGUGACGAUUCCCGGGCCUGACGAUGUCGAAGAUAUUGAGGAACUUGAUGAAGAUGAACAGGUCCGCGCACAGAAGCGCAAGGCGGUGGAUGACGCAUACAGGAGCCUCAUGGGGAAAAGCAUCACAUUCACAUGA